CCCACACCCACACCCACACCCACACCCACACCCACACCCACACCCACACCCACACCCUUCAUCAUCAAAAGAAUGUCCAUUGAUUCAAAAACGUAUUACAGAAGCAUGUGUCGAAUAUUGUGCAGUUGAUGUACGCCUGUUCGAAAAUGUAGCUGGUACUGGAUUUCAAAAUUUAGCUAAACAAUUAAUAUAUGCUGGAGCUACUCUUGGUACAUCUAUAAAUGUUAGUGAAUUAUUACCUCAUCCAAGUACCAUCAGUCUUAAUGUUGAACAUGUUUAUUUAAAUUUGAAGAAACAACUUAUUUCUUUAUGUGUACCAUUAGAAUGUUUUUGCAUCACGUGUGAUUUUUGGACAGCAAAAAUAACUGGUAUUCAUUAUGGUGGAAUUAGUCUUCAUUAUAUUGACGAACAAUCUCAACUUCGUGUAUUUACAUUAUCGUGUCAAGCAUAUGAUUUUGAAACGCAAGAUGCAAUUAAUUUACGUUCAUUUGUUAAUAAAGUUUUACAAGAAUAUGGUCUUUAUUUAAAUGAUGAUGUAUUUAUCGUGACUGAUAAUGAAAAUAAAAUGAAGUGCGCUUUUAAAGAUGAUUGCAAAGGUAUUGGAUGUAGUGCACAUUACUUGAAUAAGAUACUUCAACUUGCAUUCACCAAUAAUAAUGCAAAUUGCAAUUCUGCUCAAUCAUUAUUCAAAUUAGUUCGAGGUAUUAUUACUAAUAUUCGUCAAUCUCGUAAGCAAUCUCUUUUAUCAAUAUAUCUAGUAAAUUAUUCGGAUACACGCUUUAGUGGAAUAUAUUUGAUGUUUAAUUCAUUUAUGAAAGUUUAUUAUGAAUUACCACAAAUCCUCAGUGAUGAACAAAAGAGAAAUUAUUUGAAAGUUGAUCGUGAUAGUUUGGAAUCAUUAUGUAUAUAUCUGAAAAAAUUUUUUGAUGUUAUUGAAAAAUUAAGUUGUGAAAAAACACCCACCAUUCAUCUUGUUAUUCCUUAUAAACAAUUGUUAAUUAAUCUAUCAGUUAUUAAUGAUAAUGAUGAUCAAUUAAUAAUACCUGUGAAGAAAUACAUUGCCAAAGAAUUACCUGAUUAUUGGGUUGUGAAUGAUGUUCAUUUUAUUGCAACAAUGUUGCACCCAAAUUUGAAAAGUUUUAAUCAUACACCACAUCAAAGGUAUCAUGCGGAAGCAUUAUUAAAAUCAGAAUUUGACAAAUAUCAAGAACUUCAACAACAACCAUCAUCAUCAAAUAAUAACAAUAAAAGACAACAAAUCCAACAGCACAAAAAUACACAAUUAGCAUCAUCGUUAGAUGAUAUAUUUGAUUCACCAACAUCACCUGAUGAAUUAAAAGAUGAAAAACCAACAAAAACAGAAUUUGACAGAUAUAUUGAAGAUAACACCAAAAUUGAUAAAGAUAUGAAUAUAUUAAUUUAUUGGAAGAACAAUAAAUCGUCAUAUCCCACAUUAGCUAAAAUAGCUAAACGUAUUUUAUCGAUACCAGCUACUAAUACAUCAGUCGAGAGACUCUUUUCAGACAGUGGAAACACAAUAACAAAUCGUCGUACACGUUUACAAACAAGCAAAGUAAAUCAAUUAUUAUUUAUACGUCGAAAUUUAUCGGUAUUAAGAGAAUUAUUUCCACCAUCAAUUGAAGAAAUAAAAAAACGAAAAAAUAGUAACACAUCAACUACACCAAUGAAAAAACGAAAGUAUUCAACAGAAGAUGAUGAUAAGGAUUUAUCACAAGAAGAUGAUAAUAACGAUGUAUCACAAGAAGAUGAAAAUAAUGAUGUAUCGCAAGAUGAUCUUGGUAAUGUCAUUUUCGAAGUCGAUGAUGAAAAAGAAAAUAAUAUUUGUGAUGAUUAA
This is a messenger RNA of Rotaria sp. Silwood1, 1855 nucleotides long. NCBI's taxonomy places the organism in Eukaryota, Metazoa, Rotifera, Eurotatoria, Philodinida, Philodinidae. The record is from the annotation of a GenBank genome assembly.